UGGGUUUGUCAUUCAGUCUACAGCUUUCGUCUUGUCUGGUCCUUCUUGCAAGUACCUGACUUCGCGGCUAUCUCAGUCUUCUUUACAAGUCCAUUUAUCCAAUUAAUUCAUCAACAUGCGCGAAAUUGUCCAUCUCCAAGCCGGUCAGUGCGGUAACCAGAUCGGUUCUAAGUUCUGGGAGAUCAUUUCCGACGAACAUGGAGUAGAUCCAGAGGGCAAAUACAUUGGUGACAGCAACCUUCAGCUUGAAAGAAUCAAUGUUUAUUACAAUGAGGCUUCAAGUUCAGGCGGAAAGUAUGUCCCCCGUGCUGUUCUGGUUGACUUGGAGCCUGGUACCAUGGACUCUGUUCGAUCUGGACCAUAUGGAAGGAUUUUCCGCCCUGACAACUUUGUUUUCGGUCAGAGUGGAGCUGGCAACAAUUGGGCCAAGGGUCAUUACACUGAGGGUGCUGAGUUGGUUGACUCAGUGCUUGAUGUUGUUCGUAAAGAAGCUGAAAAUUGUGACUGUCUCCAGGGAUUCCAACUUGCUCAUUCCUUGGGAGGAGGUACCGGAUCUGGUAUGGGAACCCUGCUCAUUUCCAAGAUCCGAGAGGAAUACCCAGACCGCAUCAUGAACACAUUCUCAGUUGUUCCCUCUCCCAAAGUAUCCGAAGUGGUGGUAGAGCCAUAUAACGCCACCCUUUCAGUCCAUCAGCUUGUCGAGAACACGGAUUGUACAUUCUGCAUGGACAAUGAGGCUCUUUAUGAUAUUUGUUUUCGAACACUUAAAUUGGUGAACCCAACUUACAGUGAUUUAAACAAUCUCGUAUCUGUCACCAUGUCCGGAGUGACCACCUGCCUCCGAUUCCCAGGUCAGCUGAAUGCUGAUUUGCGUAAGUUGGCUGUCAAUAUGGUGCCCUUCCCUCGUCUCCACUUCUUUAUGCCUGGCUUUGCGCCUCUGACUGCCCGUGGAUCUCAGCAGUACCGCGCACUUUCCGUCCCUGAGCUCACCCAACAGAUGUUCGAUGCCAAGAACAUGAUGGCCGCCUGCGAUCCUCGCCACGGUCGUUAUUUGACAGUUGCCGCCAUCUUCCGUGGGCGUAUGUCCAUGAAGGAGGUCGACGAACAAAUGUUGAACGUCCAGAAUAAGAACUCUUCGUACUUCGUCGAAUGGAUUCCUAACAACGUCAAGACAGCCGUUUGUGACAUUCCACCAAGGGGUCUCAAGAUGGCUGCUACAUUCAUUGGAAACUCGACCGCCAUCCAAGAGAUUUUCAAGCGCAUUUCGGAGCAGUUUACUGCCAUGUUUAGGCGCAAGGCUUUCCUCCAUUGGUACACUGGUGAGGGUAUGGACGAGAUGGAAUUCACUGAAGCUGAAUCCAACAUGAACGAUCUUGUUUCCGAAUAUCAACAAUACCAGGAAGCUACUGUUGAUGAUGGUGAAUUUGUGGAGGAUGACAACCCAGAGGAGGAGACCGCUUAAGGGGAAGCAAGUUUCAAUGCGUGAACGAAACUUGGAAGUUUGAUUGAGGAAUUGCCAGAGUGGACGCAGUAAUUUGGGGAGAAUGUUAUUAGUUGCACCAAUUGAAACCAGUUGCUGUAUUCUUUGUGAAACAGUUGAAUGCUAAAGUUUUAAAAUUUAAUUGGCAAAAUUUCUUAACAAAUCAAUGUUAUGAAAAUUUUAUUAGUAAUCUUUUGGAGUCUUGUUGAAGCAUUCCGGUGCCAAAUAAUUCGACAACAUUGCUUGCUUCUUUUGGGUUUUAACCGCCACCCUUCUACUCCAUUUUUCUGCGUCGGAAUUUUGGAAUUUCUGCGAGUUGCAUCCUUAUGAACAAUAUGAAUAAAAUUUUGGAAACCCAA
This is a messenger RNA of Daphnia magna, 1839 nucleotides long. Its product is annotated as tubulin beta chain. The coding region runs from base 116 to 1462 and encodes 448 amino acids. The record is from RefSeq and is a predicted model, not a curated record. Lineage: Eukaryota; Metazoa; Arthropoda; Branchiopoda; Diplostraca; Daphniidae. Gene Ontology annotation, cellular component: microtubule; cytoplasm. The transcript is spliced from 9 exons. Gene Ontology annotation, biological process: mitotic cell cycle; microtubule cytoskeleton organization. Gene Ontology annotation, molecular function: GTPase activity; GTP binding; structural constituent of cytoskeleton.